Messenger RNA from Colletotrichum chrysophilum, 1422 nucleotides. RefSeq lists its product as uncharacterized. Gene Ontology annotation, molecular function: zinc ion binding; DNA-binding transcription factor activity, RNA polymerase II-specific. Gene Ontology annotation, biological process: regulation of DNA-templated transcription. The transcript has a single exon. The coding region runs from base 1 to 1422 and encodes 473 amino acids. The record is from RefSeq and is a predicted model, not a curated record. Lineage: Eukaryota; Fungi; Ascomycota; Sordariomycetes; Glomerellales; Glomerellaceae.
AUGGAUUACCAGAGUCAAAACGAGCAAUUUAUGGAGAGGGGCGUCACCCAAGCGGGUUCGGACGACGUUGUUAGUUCUAACAAUGAAAUCCACCCCCAGGCCUUCCCCCCGGCCACCCACGAGGAAUUUUUUAACUUCCACGUAGAAGAGGAGGAUGUAUUCUUCUACGAGAGGCUCACCGAAGCACUCCGAAUUGACGCCCAGUCGCCACCCAACAACCUCUUGGACGCCGAGCAAGACAUGGUAGCCGUCGCUACCGACGAGGCGAACAAUGAACAGGCUUCCUUCUACUCACAAGCGCGCCCCCAGGCCAACUACGACGACAUUUCCCGCCGCCUCUCCCGAGAAGAGAUGGACGCCUACAGUCGCGACAUUUUGGGCCCCAACAACCUCUUGGGCUUCGAGGGAGACAUGAGAGUGAACAACGGACAGACCCCCUUCCUCUCCCAAGCCUACCCACAGCUCCCCUCCGUUCCCCAGCCGUCCCGCGUCCCCGCCGCCCAGAACAUUGACCCAAGACUCAUGGAGAGCAUGUGGCCGGGACCGGCCCCGAUCUCCAACAACGGCAACGGCAACGGCAACAACGAGGGCAACGGCAACGACAAGGGCAGCAGCAACAACAACUUCGGGGUGGGGGCCCCACCUCAGCCUCUCAUCGUCCCUGAAGCCCUCAAGCCCAACACCGCGGGCAACAGGGUGAAAAAGCAGGCUGCCACCAAAAGAAAAGUGAGCAGUAAAAGCUGCUCUAAUUGCAGAACCUCGAAGCUCCGUUGCACACCAGAUGAGGACCGCCGCAAUGCUUGCCUCAAGUGCGUGAAGGAUGGCUUGUCUUGCGACAUGGGCCGGACGACCGAUAAGCGCACGAGGGAAACCAACCGGGACAAGCUCCUUCGAACCGUCGAGGGAUGCAAGAAGUACCUGGCAGAUCUGCUGAUCCUGAUCUACAGCAUAAACAUCGCGAACGACCAGGGCAAGCUGAACGACAAGAUUCCCAUGAUCAGGAGCCAGCUCUCACAGGGCCUUCCCGGUAACAGCGUCUUGUUUUACGCCGUCACACAACAGCACCUGACACCCCAAUAUGAGCAAAGGGCUCAGGCGUGUGUUCGCCUGGACGCGCUCGCCGGUCUACAAUUAGACCUCGAAGGCAUCGAAAACAACCUUGCCAAAAUGCGCAAAACGGUCAACCAAUGUGUCGGAAAGACCAAGGAACUCGUCAGGAUGUUGGGCCGAUACCUUCACGUCCUGAUGGAUGAUGAAGACCAUUUUGGGGACGCCGAGAUUUCCUUGCGCACGGUCAGAGAGUCGCAGACCCCUUUCAGUCAAAUCGACACCGAUAUGAAGGUCCAAUUCAGCUAUAUCGCUGACAAUAGCGAUCUUGUCACAAGUCUCGUUGGCCAUGUCGACAAACUCAAAGCCGCCUAG